Messenger RNA from Austrofundulus limnaeus, 1923 nucleotides. It is a transcript of the gene serpinf2b, whose product is annotated as serpin peptidase inhibitor, clade F (alpha-2 antiplasmin, pigment epithelium derived factor), member 2b. Gene Ontology annotation, molecular function: serine-type endopeptidase inhibitor activity. Gene Ontology annotation, biological process: negative regulation of endopeptidase activity. Bases 16 to 1560 code for a protein of 514 amino acids. The record is from RefSeq and is a predicted model, not a curated record. The transcript has 9 exons. Lineage: Eukaryota; Metazoa; Chordata; Actinopteri; Cyprinodontiformes; Rivulidae.
UUCUGUUCAACUAAAAUGUCAAAAUACCAGUUUUCGGGGAAAUACGGGACUUGUUCGUAUCUCAGUCUGAAGCAAGUUUUCUUUGUUUACAGUUGGUUUGAAUCACUUGAAAAUCACAUUUUUAAGGACAUGGACCUCUGCCUGACACUCCUGUUGAUUUGUCUCUGCUGCCAAGGAGCCACAAACGCAGAGGUGGCAGAGGAUCAGUCAGCUCCUGUGAUCCCUCUCAUUCCUUUGAUUCCCAGUCAACCCAUAGAAAAAGAAGAAAGCAGUGAGACGUUAGAACCUGCAGCUCCCACAGAAGCAGCUGCAACCUCAAAUACCUCAAGCGAGGCAUCAGCAGAGGAAGAAUUUACGGAUGACUGUCAGUCUGUCAGUCGGAGGCCCAAGUCCCAGCAGGCCAUCACUGCUGCCAUUCAAAAACUGGGUGUGCAGCUGUUGCAAAACCUGGAGACGACGCCAGAGCAGCCAAAUAUCAUUAUAUCUCCCUUAAGCAUAUCUCUGGCCCUAUCGCAGCUGGCUUUAGGUGCAAAAAAUGAGACCGAAGAGCUGCUGAUGCAUCAUCUCCAUGAAAACACUGUUCCCUGUUACCACCAGUCUCUGCGUAAUGUUUUAGUGCAGCUCAGAAACAGAGACCUUCAAAUUGCCACACGCAUAUUUCUGCACCAAGGGACCGAAGUAAAGCCAGAGUUUUUACAUAAAUCGCAGCAGUUUUAUGACUCAGAACCAGCGGUGUUGGAGAGCCUGCAGCAGAUAAAUGAAUGGGUGGAGAAUGCAACAAACGGAAAGAUGGCUGACUUCCUGUCUUCCUUACCACCCAAUCUGCUCCUAAUGCUCAUCAAUGCUGUCCACUUUAAAGGAGAAUGGAAAGCCCGAUUUGACCCAAACUUUACCUCCAGAGGUGUGUUUUACAUUGACGAUUUGCACAUGGUGGAUGUUGAUGUGAUGGAAGAUGCCAAACAUCAGCUGAGCUUUUUUACUGAUAAUGAACUGGAGGCUCAGGUAGCAAGGUUUCCUUUUACAAAGCUGAUGAGUUUGUUGGUGAUCAUGCCUGAAUCUGGACAUGUGAAUGUUUCUUCAAUCUCUGCGAAGCUGACUAUCUCAGAUUUGUAUGAACGCCUCCCCAAAGAGACGGCUGUUCAGGUUAAAGUCCCAAAAUUCAAAUUGGAGCAGUCUCAGGAGUUAGACAGUGUUCUCAUUAAAUUAGGCCUUGAAGAGAUUUUCCUUAAUCCUAACUUGGCUGAUAUAUCAGAUGGUCCUCUGCUGGUGUCCAGCGUGAAGCACAAGUCCAGCAUGGAAAUAAAUGAAGAUGGUGCAGAAGCUGCUGCAACCACCAAUAUAGUCAUUUCUAGAGCGGCUAAUCCAGUAUUCCAUCUCAUUCAACCCUUCUUCUUUGUGCUUAUGGAUGAUGUGACUCAAAUACCAGUCUUCAUGGGUGUCAUCAACAACCCUAAUCCCGGGGCCCCUGUUCUGCAGAGAGGAUACUUUGGAAGUAAAGAUAAAGUGGGAAUGCCGUUUGACAAGGAUCACAUGGGUUCUUUUGGAGGCCCCCCUAAGUAGGGACUAAAAUAUCUCUUCCAGGGAAGCUAAAACUAAUGCAUUAACAAUUGCACAGACUAGUUCAGUCUGGAUCUAAGCUUAAAAUGGAAGCUAAAAACAAAUCAUUUAAUAUUCCCUUUAAAACUUAAAUAUUCAUUUUAAACAAUUCUGCUUCACUAGCUGACAUUUGGUGGUACAGGAAUCCAAGAAUUAAUAUAAAAUACAUGAAAAAAGUCUGCCAUUGUAAUUGAUGUUUUUAAUUUUCUGCCACAUGUAUUACUGGAUGUCAACGUUUAAUGCAAAUCUGUUGAUUGAGUGUGUUCUGCAACUUCUUUAUUUUGUUUUCCUAUGUAGGUGAAUAAAUUGAAUUGAUCUGGAACCAAU